Messenger RNA from Fonsecaea pedrosoi CBS 271.37, 2187 nucleotides. RefSeq lists its product as uncharacterized. The record is from RefSeq and is a predicted model, not a curated record. The transcript has 4 exons. The coding region runs from base 1 to 2187 and encodes 728 amino acids. Lineage: Eukaryota; Fungi; Ascomycota; Eurotiomycetes; Chaetothyriales; Herpotrichiellaceae. Gene Ontology annotation, biological process: DNA-templated transcription; positive regulation of transcription by RNA polymerase II. Gene Ontology annotation, molecular function: DNA-binding transcription factor activity, RNA polymerase II-specific; zinc ion binding; sequence-specific DNA binding.
AUGAGUCCCCCAAGCGAUACGAAUGCGCACUUUGGCGUCCUCACACAAGCCUGUGAUCGAUGCCAUACUCGCAAAACACGCUGCGAUCGAAGUACACCACGUUGCUCCCACUGCGAACGCGCUGAUGUUCCAUGUGUCUUCUCGGAUAAGUCGAGAAAACGAAACUAUUCAAGAGGAUUUGUGGACGACAUGCAGUCUCACAUUGGUGAUUUGGAGAGAAGGAAUGUCGAGCUGACGCGAAAGCUAGCAAGGCUAGGAGAGCCUGAUCGAGGGCGCCAGGGUCAAGGUCAGAGUCAGGGCUCUUUCAACGACACUUCUACGAACCAGGUAGUUGAAACAAGUCCGCAACCCGCAGGCUCCCAGACUACGGGUUGUACCACGUCAAGCGCACCUCUGACGAGUCCUCCUCUUAUCCGCGAGGAGGACGGGAUUUCUGGAGUCAUGGACUACCUGACUCUGAGGGCAACAGGGGAGACUCACUACCUCGGACCCAGUGGUGGUGGUGAGCUUGCGAAAAUGGUCGGCACGGUGAUAGACUCGGCAUCCCUACGACCGCAGCUGUCAUGGACUCAACCUUCCUCAUCAUGCUCCGAGAUUGAUCUCACAGAGGAGAUUUCUUAUCCGUCGACAGAGCCUCAUAGCGAGAAUCCUCUCCCUGACCGGAGUACUGCCGCGAAGAUCAUCUCGAUAUACUUUGCGCACAACCACCUCACCUUUCCCCUUCUGCACGGCCCUACUUUCCUCGAUACUGUCAACAAGAUGUAUAUGGAUCCUACUUAUUACCAGAACCACCCAUUUGAGGCUUUCACGUUUGAUAUGGUGAUUGCACUGGCAACAGCAAACGCCAACCAUUUUGAAUGCUGCUCAGCUGGUGCUGAUAAAUACUACAGCCGUGCCAUGGAGAAGCUAAGUAUUGUUCUUCAGAUGAGCGGUUUGGCUCCCGUACAGGCCAUAGUCUUCGUGGCGCAGUAUGGGGUCAUGUGUCACCUAAAGCGAAAUGUUACGAGCAUGUGGCAUGUUGUCGGGAUCGGGGCUCGAUUCUGUCUUGAGAUGGGACUGCACAGAGAGUCUCGACACGGACGAACAUUUGAUCCCGUGGCGCCACAGUCAGCUUUUGACUUGGAAAUGCGACGGAGGUGCUUCUGGUGCUUCUACAACCUGGACAGAAUCGUCAGUAUAACACUUGGUCGUCCAGUCUCGAUAGAUGACGAUGUCAUCGAUGUGCCGCUGCCGUCACAUAUCUUGGACGAGGACUAUUUUGGACCCAAUGGCUUGGAAUCCGGGCGAGCAAUCCACGGAACCAGCAGGAAGCCUCUCACAUCACCCUUUCUCCAUCUUGUCCGGAUCCGCAAGCUUCUGGGGGCAAUAUCAGGCGCGUUGAUGUCAGCAAAGAAUGCCGCUCGAAGCAUCGAGGAAAAACUUCAGAUACGCAGCAAUCUCCAUCAAGAACUCGUCCGCUGGAGGGAAGACAUACCAAGCUCCGAGAUGUUGGGCGAAAUGUGUACCAGCCGCAGCCCAGUGUCCAGGUUUCUCACCAAUGACUGGUACCACGUACUUUACCAUAACGCAAUUUUGAUACUCCAUGGACCGUCUCCAAUGUUCCCUGGUGAUCUUGGGUCCUCUGACGCACCGGGCGAGAAUACCUUGCUCUUACUGCGAUCGGCCAAGGCGGUGAUCAACCUCAACUCCAAGCUACAUCGGCACCGCCAGCUGGACUAUUCGUGGAUCACCUUGAAAGCCAUAUUCCUGGGUGGCAUCACCUAUAUCUAUGCGAUUGGUGCUUUGCUCAAGAAAUGGAAAGCCAGUCUUCAGAAACGUUCCGUAUCUCACAAGGACGUGACUUUUGUUCCGGCGACCGUAGACAUCAUUGCCGAUGUUCGCGCUUGCUCCAAUAUCCUUCUAGCAGUUUCAGAAAGGAGGCCAGCGGCCAGGACGUUCUGCGAAGUCUUUGAACGGUUAAGCAAUGCUGUGAUUGGCGACAGCAUCACAUUGAUGUUGGAGGCUCAGCGCCACGCAACAGCGGCCCCCGCGGCGCAUUUGGCCCAGCCUAUGGAACAUCAUGUCUCCACCUUCCAGCCAUCGCUCUGUGGUCAAUCAUUUGAAUCGGACGGCGCAGAUGAUAUGGGUGGAAGCAAUGCCCCGGUGGCAUCCAUAUCGAGCCCGACGGGGGUUGGGAUCCAUCUUUGA